This is a messenger RNA of Salvia hispanica, 2757 nucleotides long. Its product is annotated as serine/threonine-protein kinase D6PKL1-like. The record is from RefSeq and is a predicted model, not a curated record. Gene Ontology annotation, biological process: protein phosphorylation. Gene Ontology annotation, molecular function: ATP binding; protein kinase activity. NCBI's taxonomy places the organism in Eukaryota, Viridiplantae, Streptophyta, Magnoliopsida, Lamiales, Lamiaceae.
AACCCCAAAAACAAGAACAAAAUUAAAUUAAAAUAAAAUAAAAAAAGCAAAAGCUAUCGCUACCACCAAUCACUCUUCCAUGCUGCACAAUUUUUCGCUCCUCUCACGAAAAGAAGCCAACCCAUUUAGACAAAUUCUCUUCUUUUUCUGCUGUUCCAAUCUUUCAACAGAAAACAGCCUCUCUUCAUUCCCAUUUCUUUACUCCUUUUUCCCCCAAUUCUCUCUGUCGCUCAACCUCACUGUUGCUGCCCCUUUCCCCCCUUGAUCCAACUAGAAAUAAUUCCAUUUGUCUAUGCCGCAGAGGUAAAUUCUUGCGUGUUUUUGGGUAUUCACUUACCUCCCCUCCCAAUUUCUGCUGCAAAUAGUUGAGCUGAUCUAGUUGAGAGAGGUACCACUGAUGAUACAUGGUGGUUUGAUAUGGAAAGGAUACCUGAGUUGCAUUCAGUUCCCAGGCUAUUGCCUGUUGCUAACAAAUCCCGGAGCACCCUCCCAACUUUAUCGAAAGAAGAGAUUCGGAAACCAUCCAGAUUGCGCGACCCUCAAGAGUUGGAUUCCCAUGUUCCUGCACAAGCAUGGAAGGGGAAGAGCUUUCUACAGGAGGAUGAUGAUGAUGAGGAGCUGAUGCCUGAUGUUCUUUCCUUCACAGUCGGUGACGAUUCAUUUGAAGAACCUGGCUCGACAUCGUUUCAUGGAGUGAGUCAUCCCCCAGAACCGGUGGAUAUGGACAUGAUGAGGCCCGUGUAUAUGCCAAUCGGCAGAAACAAAAAUGAUGGAAAGUGUUUGGCUAAAAGCUUUUCUAAGAAAGGCCCUUAUCUGGAAGAUCUCUCACUCCGUGUACCACCUAGCAUCAAACAGUGCCCGCCACUACUGUCGCCAGCUGAGAGCUUGGUUGAAGAGCAUAACGACCUAGCAGCUAUCUCGUCUCCAUUUGCCGCUUCCCGUCCCUCACAAAACACUGAAGCGAGUCCUCUCCCAGAAUCUGAGGAAAAGGAGUGCGUUUGGGAUGCUUCAUUACCUCCGAGCGGGAAUGUGAGUCCACUUAGCAGCAUCGACAGUGUUGGCGUUGCUAGGGCAAUGAGCAUUGCGAAUAGCUGUGCCAGCACAUAUCGAAGUGAUGGGAUAGUGAGUGAUGGCAUGAUCAGUGUCGACAGAAACUAUGAGAGUACAAAAGGGAGCAUCCCCGGGGAUUCUCUUGAGAGUACGAAAACCAGCCUCAGCCGAGCUAGUGAUAGCAGUGGCCUUAGUGAUGACAGCAACUGGAGUAACAUCACUGGCAGCGCGAACAAGCCUCAUAAAGGAAAUGAUCCCCGGUGGAAGGCUAUACUUCAUGUUCGAUCACGGGAUGGCAUCUUGGGCAUGAAUCAUUUCAAGUUACUGAGACGACUUGGUUGUGGGGAUAUUGGGAGUGUGUAUCUCUCCGAGCUGAGCUCAACUAGGUGUUUCUUUGCUAUGAAGGUGAUGGAUAAGGCAUCUCUUGCUAGCAGGAACAAGUUGAAUAGGGCACAGACUGAAAGAGAGAUAUUGCAGCUGCUAGACCAUCCAUUCUUACCAACGCUGUACACUCAUUUUGAGACCGACAGAUUUUGUUGCUUGGUCAUGGAGUAUUGUCCUGGAGGAGACCUGCAUACACUGAGGCAGCGACAACCAGGAAAACAUUUUUCUGAAUAUGCUACUAGGUUUUACGCGGCAGAAGUUCUAUUGGCUUUAGAAUACCUUCACAUGCUGGGAGUCGUAUACAGGGACAUGAAACCAGAAAACGUCCUAGUUCGUGAUGAUGGCCACAUUAUGCUCUCGGAUUUCGAUCUCUCCCUUAGAUGCGCUGUUUCCCCGACCCUAAUCAGAAAUUCUGCAUUAAAUUCAGAUCGAGGAUCUGGAUUCUGUGUGCAGCCAGCAUGCAUUGAACCAACAUCCGCCUGCAUUCAACCAACAUGCUUCCUUCCUCGACUCUUCCCUCAAAAAAGUAAGAAAAAAUCCGGAAAGUCCAGAACAGAAGCUGGGAUGCUAUCCGGUGGCACCCUACCUGAGCUAGUUGCCGAACCUACCGCAGCACGGUCCAUGUCAUUCGUUGGCACCCACGAAUACUUAGCUCCUGAAAUAAUCAAAGGCGAAGGUCAUGGCAGUGCAGUGGAUUGGUGGACCUUCGGCAUCUUCUUAUACGAACUACUCUAUGGCAAAACCCCGUUCAAGGGGUCAGGAAACCGCGCAACACUCUUCAAUGUAGUGGGACAGCAGCUGAAGUUUCCAGACUCGCCUGCAACGAGCUAUGCCAGCCGGGACCUCAUCCGCGGACUACUUGUUAAGGAGCCACAAAACCGGCUAGGGGUGAAAAGAGGGGCCACUGAGAUUAAGCAGCAUGCGUUCUUCGAAGGUGUUAACUGGGCUCUGAUACGGUGCAGCACGCCACCAGAGGUGCCGAGGCCUGUUGAGGCGGCCGAGUUUCCUUCGAAGUUUGGGCAAGUGGACCUGGCUAGCAGCAUGGGCAGUGGGAGCAAGAGAGUUGUAGGAAAUGACAUGAAAUCUGGUGGUAAAUUUCUGGAUUUCGAGUUCUUUUAGCUUAGGGAGGGCAUAUAUAUGUGUUGUUUUAUGUAUUUUGUGAGUACUGUUAGUUGUAGUUGCUGUGAUACUUGAGCUUUUGUUUUGAUGCAAUUCGACCAUCUUUUUUACCACUAGAAAUUGGAUCAAGAAUCUCAGCAUGUAAUGUAAUACUACAAUCAUCUGUUACCUAUUUAAAUCCAUUUUGGAUUCUUUUUAGUACAA